Molecule: messenger RNA, 855 nt
Organism: Porites lobata
Lineage: Eukaryota; Metazoa; Cnidaria; Anthozoa; Scleractinia; Poritidae
Source: the annotation of a GenBank genome assembly
AUGUGUAUUUAUAAGACAGCUGCCGUCAGUGGAAAAAAGAUGGAAGUUAGUCCGACAGACAACACUAACAAUGCAACAGUGGGAAGAUUUAUGGUCGAUAUUGGAUUUAAAGGCUGGAGAGGGAUAUGGGUUUCGUACGACGAGUGUAAAGAAUCUGAGGAGAGUCUCAGCAAUAAAUCAAUAAUAGAGACAGUUGAUUUUGUAUUAAAUCAUCAGGACACCAUUUAUAUUGAUUCGUUGGAGUUUGGUCCCAGCCUUGCCUUUCAGUCUCGCGAUAAAAUUGUUCCACCAUUUACUAAAUUUGGCUCAAAGUAUAAUUAUUGGGAUUCAUGGCAGAAAAGUUAUAACUGGAGUCAACAGCUUCUGACAGCAACCCCAAAAGAUAUUGAUCCGUCAAAGAUUUCGAGCUUAUCCCACAUUGAAAGUCGAUUGAGAAACUUUUACUGUGACGAAAAAACAACGAUCUACGAUUUUUCGGGAACUGUGAGGAACCGAUGGAACGCUUUUAAGGAAAGUAUCAACAGUGCGCACACUGAAUAUGAAAGGCUCGAAUUUAAGACAGGCUUCGGCAAAAAGGUGAUUAGUGGUCCUCCCCUUUUUUGCCUUAGAUGUGCUAGGAGAACAAAAGAUUAUUCUUCCUCUCAACGGUUAAGAAAAUAUGUCUUCGUUAUGACAAAAAUAUUGCAGCCCCUGGCAAUAGAACUCCACUUAAAAUCUCGGACUGACGAAGUGAUAAAGACAGUAAGUAAGGAGACACCAAAAUUGAAUCCUCGGGAUAAUCAAGAGGAGAGCGCGGCCCUUACUCAAAUUUUGGAGAUGACAAACAAAUGCAAGACAAGUUUUGUAACCACUUAA